CGUCCAGAGCCUCCCUAUCAGCCUCUGUCGCCUCCUCUGUCUGCACCUCGCCGUCAAGCCCGGAGCUUCAUCUUCAUUCAGAAUGUCUUUGCCUAACUCAGAGAAUGCCUCCACCCUGGAGAACGCCAUGCAGCUGAUGAUCCAGACCUUCCACAAAUACUCUGGAAAUGAGGGGGAUAAAUACACGCUGAGCAGGGCCGAGCUCAAAGAGCUGCUCACCACGGAGCUCGGCACCUACCUGGGGAAUGCCCAGGACAAAGAGGCUGUGGACAAGGUCAUGAAAGACCUCGAUUCAAACAACGACGGAGAGGUCGAUUUCACUGAGUUUGUCAUCUUGGUUGGAGCUCUAACUGUGGCCUGCAACGACUUCUUCCUGGAGUUCAACGAUAAGCCGGAGAAGAAGUGAGCGGCUCGUAGAAAUCCGCUGUUGCAAACACAAAACCCCCCACGCUCCAGCGAGGAAAUGGUAACAGACAUCCUGUCAUAAAGCUGAAGUGCAAAAACAACACAAAAAACACACUGACCUGAGCUGUAAUAGUUGCUUUUUGUUUAUUUAUUUUGUUCUUUUUGUCUCAUUGUGACUGUAAACGUGAUUAUAUGAUUUCUCAUUUCAUCUCCUGUCUGGAAUUGCUUUUUGAUACACCUUCAAGCUAAAUGUUUCUUCCCCUGGAAAGAAUAAACAUUAAUUUAAACCGUGCACUGUCGGCUGUGUUUUAUUGCAGCACGGAAUAAAAAAAAGGAGAGCAAAUAGACACCAGGGGGCAGCAUUACUCCCUGGUUUAUCAAAAAAA
This is a messenger RNA of Poecilia latipinna (sailfin molly), 791 nucleotides long. RefSeq names its product S100 calcium binding protein T (gene s100t). The transcript has 3 exons. Gene Ontology annotation, cellular component: cytoplasm. NCBI's taxonomy places the organism in Eukaryota, Metazoa, Chordata, Actinopteri, Cyprinodontiformes, Poeciliidae. The record is from RefSeq and is a predicted model, not a curated record. Bases 83 to 406 code for a protein of 107 amino acids. Gene Ontology annotation, molecular function: calcium-dependent protein binding; calcium ion binding; transition metal ion binding.